Molecule: messenger RNA, 3470 nt
Organism: Vicugna pacos (alpaca)
Lineage: Eukaryota; Metazoa; Chordata; Mammalia; Artiodactyla; Camelidae
Source: RefSeq, a predicted model, not a curated record
AGAACCUAGCUCUCUGGACUCUUAUCACUUGAACCUUCUUGAGCUCCAGUGGGCCCCUUUGACAUGGGGUUGUGUCCAUUGGUCUAGAUAAGAGGUAACAAAGGGUGACUUACGAGAGGAGCAGUAAGUGGGGGAGAAGGAUUGCAGGGAAAGAUAACAGAAUUGGAAUGAGUUAGUCCCUGAAUAGAAAAGAGUGGCGAGGGUUGGGGAGGAGGUGCCCACGGAGCUGAGAUGACAGGAAAGGCGGUGCUGACAAAGGAAUAAUACUUGCUAGUGUCCUGUCGUCAGCAGACCAGACUUCACGGAGGGGACUGAACUUGUACGUACCAUGUGCCUGGCACUGUUGUUAAUCACUUUACAAGAACUGAUUCAUUUAUGAUUACUAUUAUCCCCUUUUACAGAAGAGGAAACUGAGGCACAGAGAGGUUAAAUAAUAGUCCCAGGGUCACCUAGCUGGUAAGUGGUGGAGCCAGGAUGCAGACCCGUGAAGUCUGACUCUGGAGCUGGCGUUCUAACCUCUCUACUGUAAGGAGCAAAGGAAGAAAUCGUUUAGAGGACAAGGUGGCAGGUUCACUUGGGGCUGUCUUGGAUUGAGAUGCAUGCAGUGAAGGUGAAGAUGUCUGGCGGUUACAGCGUCAGCCUCAUGGAUGCUCAGACAUUCCUCUGUCAUCUGUGUAGAUAAAAUGGGAAGCGUGUCCGAUAUUUUCCUGAACACGGCUCUCUUCUUGUCUCUUCCUCUCCUGCAUUUAAAAAACUACUUUCCUCCUCUGGAGGAUGCAGCGCUCACAUUGUACGUUCUUCUCAUUUGCUCUGUGUGUCUGUGUACUUGUAAGCAUUUUUCACAGUUCUGAGCCGGGAAUGGACUUUGCCUGGGAGUUUUGUCAUUAAUUGGCAUCCCUUGAAGAAGGAGAGGAGUUACGUUGUAUGUUUUCCAGACUCUGUUAGCAGCCCAAUGGCCUCCCCGAAGAGGAGACUUCAAGGUCUUGUUGCUGCGACCAUCACGCCGAUGACUGAGCACGGAGAAAUCAACUUUUCAGUCAUUGGUCAGUAUGUGGAUUAUCUUGUAGAAGAACAAGGAGUGAAGAAUAUUUUUGUGAAUGGCACGACCGGAGAAGGCCUGUCCCUGAGCAUCUCAGAGCGCUGCCGGGUCGCGGAGGAGUGGGUGACAAGAGGGAGGAACAAGCUGGAUCAGAUAGUAAUUCACGUAGGAGCCUUGAGCUUAAAGGAGUCACAAGAACUGGCCCAACAUGCCGCAAAAAUAGGAGCCGAUGGCAUCGCUGUCAUCGCACCUUUCUUUCUCAAGCCGUGGAACAAAGACAUCCUGGUUAAUUUCCUAAAGGAGGUGGCUGCCGCUGCCCCUGCUUUGCCGUUUUACUACUAUCACAUUCCUGCCUUGACGGGGGUAAAGAUUCGUGCUGAGGAGUUGUUGGAUGGGAUUCAGGAGAAGAUCCCCACCUUCCAAGGGCUGAAAUUCAGUGACACAGAUCUCUUAGACUUCGGGCAGUGUGUCGAUCAGAAUCGCCAGCGACAGUUUGCAUUCCUUUUUGGGGUGGACGAGCAACUGUUGAGUGCUCUGGUGAUGGGAGCAACUGGAGCAGUGGGCAGUACCUAUAACUACCUGGGAAAAAAGACAAACCAGAUGUUGGAGGCUUUUGAACGAAAGGAUUUCUCUUCAGCCCUGAACUAUCAGUUUUGCAUUCAGAGAUUUAUCAACUUUGUGGUCAAACUGGGUUUCGGAGUGUCACAGACCAAAGCCGUCAUGACUCUUGUCUCUGGGAUUCCAAUGGGCCCACCCCGGCUUCCACUACAGAAAGCCUCCAGGGAAUUUACUGAUCAUGCGGAAGCUAAACUGAAAAGCUUGGAUUUCCUUUCUUUCACUGAUUUAAAGGAUGGAAACUUGGAAGCUUGUAGCUAGUGCCUCUCUCUCAAAUCAGGGCGUGUACAUUGAGAUAUAGUUCACCUUGAGGAGUGCGUUCAUUUUCAAGGACUUUUUAGAUGAACUUGAACUAAACUCUCCUAGCAAAUGAAAUCAACAAGUAUUUAAAUAUCUACUGUAGUCCUUUAAAAGUUUUCAUUUAUAAAGGGGCAAAAAUUCUAAAAGGAGUCAUGAGUCCUAAUUCAUUCAAUAUUUCACAAAAUUUUUAUGGAGAAAUGUUUGCUUAUAUGGAUGAGAUGGAAUCAAGAGGAGAAUUGUAAUUGAUUAAUUCCAACUGCCUUUGGGAGCUUCCAUUAUCUUGAUUUCUGGUUCUUAAUCCUAUUUUAAAGUUUUCUUAUUUUGAAUCACUAUAAUGUACUUUCUUUUUAAUAAAUAUUCCUUUGGAAUCUAGGACAACUCUCAGCUGUUGCAUUUAGGCACACUAACUUCAAUGCCAAAUUACAACUUGACUCAACUGGGCACAACUACUAACACAUCAGUUAACUUGGCUGCUCUAUCUAACUCUCGAAUAUCUAUUUUUAGAUUGCUUACAAUGUCAUAGUUUUCUCCCAAAACAUUGGGUUAGGUGAAGACUUGCUUCGUUUACUAUAACUGAAGGGUCCAUUAGGGUGGUUUUCACAUAACAAAGGAAAGGCCUUCCCCAAAGAUGAAUUCAAGUCUCUACCUGUUGCUGUGGAGAACUUCUCAAAGCUCAAAGUUUCACAGGACCAAGGAGCUUUCUUCUCUGGGCACCACAAACUUCCCCUUCCCUCACUGAGAAGAAAGUGUCCUCGGACGGAGCCCUGAAUUAUUGAAAGUGAAAGCCAUCAUCCUUUCUGCAUUGAGCCCAGGGGCCACCGUUAUUUCCCAAUCACAUUUUCAAGCAGUCACUUUCCAGUGAUAAAAGACUUGGGGACAACUCAAAGAUGUCACUUUAGCUUUCUCAAUACACCUUCUUUACCUUUGUCUUUCUCUGAAAUAGAUCACUGCUGCUCUGUCUCCUCUCUGACAAACCCUGCUUUCUAGCAACAAGGUAUAUUGAUGGUCAACCCUUAGUGAUUUUAAACUUGACUAUCCAGUCUGUUAACUACAUAAGAUUUAAUUUUGUUUCCCGUCUAAUUGGUCUGCUCAUUGGCAGAGGGAAAGGAUUUGAAAGUCGUAUCAGUUUACUCUAUUUUUUUUAAUUUUUAAAGUUAAAAAGAACCUUUUUCAAAAUGAAAAUUGGGAGUUAUCAGUGGAUUCAGUCAUCUUGCUAACCACUCUCUUUAAUUGGUCGGGUAGUUAAUAAUUGUUAUGUCUCCUCACUCUUCUUUUGGCCCAGGAAUGACACACUGUUUUCUCAUAUUUCUGUCUCCUUUAGGAUAUCUGAAUUAGAAACUGAAUCACAGUGACCUAUGUGAGCUUGUGUUCUAUCUCACUGAAACUUUUCUCUGCAGCUGUUAAUUUCCUAAAAGAAGAAAACUGAGGUUUUUGUUACAGUCAUUGGUUCUGAGGAUACAAAAGCCAACAUAAUUUUUCAAUGAAGAUAAAUAUUGGAUAUCUGCUAAGCAAAGAA